Messenger RNA from Ostertagia ostertagi, 324 nucleotides. The record is from the annotation of a GenBank genome assembly. Lineage: Eukaryota; Metazoa; Nematoda; Chromadorea; Rhabditida; Trichostrongylidae.
AUGCUCUGGCUUGACAUCGAGACAUACCAAUGGCCAAGUGAUCACACAAAAAACCGUGCCUUCAUUGAGGCAAUGGGAAAAGAGCUAACCAGCCUAGGACAAAGUUGGGGUGUGUAUAGCAACUAUAACAACUGGCAGGCAAUUGUUGGUCUUGAUUAUACUGGUAUGAAGGACAAGCAGCUCUGGUGGGCCACCUACAACAAUGAAGCGAAUUUCAACAACUUCAAAGCGUUUGGUGGAUGGACUAAGCCAAAUAUCCAUCAGUACAACGGUGACGCCAAUGGACCAUGCUCAUUCAAGAUUGAUACCAACUGGUAUCCCUGA